GCGAAACAAUGCCUCUAUUCGGUAUACUGUGAGCUUUAAGUUAAAACAACAGGUAUUCUUCGUGAUGAUUCAUAAAUAAAUUCCAACCAUCUUAUAAUCUCUGUCAUUUUCUUAGCAUAGAGGAAUUCAUCUAGCCCGAGUUCGAGAUUCUACCCCGCAUCUCCGGCCCCCAAACUCAAUUCCACCAUGACACUCACACUUCGUCCGGCAACUGCUGUCGACGCAGAAGCCCUGACAAACAUCUACUUCUCAGCUUUCAGCGCCGACGAAAUCUCUCUCCUCUGUUUCCCUCGCUCUUCCGUAACAUGGGCCUGGUGGUACAAUUCCGUUAUCACCGAAAUCCAAGACCCCUCGUCCCAUUUCCUGUGCAUCUAUGAUUCUUCCUCUCCGACUUCAAAAAUUGUCUCGUACGCAAAGUGGAAUGAUACUUCUGCUCCUGUGGCCACGAUUAACGACUUACCGGAAUGGCCUCAGGGUUGUGAUGUAGACGUUGCGAAUCAUUUCUUCGGGACGCUAAUAGAAAGACGCAGAGAGAUUAUGGGAGAAAGAAAACAUUGGUAUUUGGAGAUAAUCGCUACAAGGCCAGAAUGGCAGAGCAAAGGAGCAGCUGGAAAGCUGAUGAGAUGGGGAUUAGAGAAGGCGGACGAGGAAGGAGUUGAGACGUAUUUGGAGGCUAGUCCAGUGGGGAAGGAGGUCUAUGAGCAUUUUGGGUUUGAGGAGAAGGCGAGAUUGGUAGUUCCAGUGAAUGGAAACAAUGACUUCGUGGAGUGUAUGAUGGUUAGAUCCAAGAAGGAGAAGGUGAAUGACGCAUAGAAUUGCGUGGUUAUGGGGAGUCCAAAAGUUACGCGGAUCAUAAAACACCUGAGUGUCUAAAAGUCACAAAGAUUUUGGCAUUCAAUUUGCAAUACCAUAAGUCACCUUACAUAUAGUUCAACCAUUCCAAACUUCAACAAUAAAGCACGACAAGGUCAUUGUUGUGUUGAUCCCUCAAGUUUAUCUUCGAGGCCCAUAUAGUCAUCACUGCAAAGAAAUUCGUGUUUUA
Botrytis cinerea B05.10 is the source of this 1042-nucleotide messenger RNA. RefSeq lists its product as hypothetical. Gene Ontology annotation, molecular function: acyltransferase activity, transferring groups other than amino-acyl groups. The transcript has a single exon. The coding region runs from base 187 to 813 and encodes 208 amino acids. Lineage: Eukaryota; Fungi; Ascomycota; Leotiomycetes; Helotiales; Sclerotiniaceae. The record is from RefSeq and is a predicted model, not a curated record.